UGUAUGAUUACGACAGACAGCAACAAGAAGGUUCCAAAAUGGGGCUCGAAAGUACUAUGGUCUGUGUGGACAACAGUGAAUACAUGAGGAAUGGAGACUUUCUACCGACGAGGCUACAAGCUCAACAAGAUGCUGUCAACAUUGUUUGCCACUCUAAAACAAGAAGCAACCCAGAAAACAACGUGGGCCUCCUCACGAUGGCAAACAACUGUGAGGUCCUGAACACACUGACACCCGAUUCUGGCCGCCUCCUGUCCAAACUGCACGCCAUCCAGCCCAAAGGAAACAUCUGCUUCUGCACAGGCAUCCGAGUGGCUCAUCUGGCCCUAAAACACAGACAAGGGAAAAACCACAAGAUGAGGAUCAUUGCCUUUGUUGGGAGUCCUGUGGAGGAUAAUGAGAAAGAGCUUGUCAAGUUGGCAAAGCGCUUGAAAAAAGAGAAAGUGAAUGUGGAUAUUAUCAACUUUGGAGAAGCGGAGCUGAACUCGGACAAGCUGACUACUUUUAUAAAUACUUUAAAUGGGAAGGAGGGGACUGGCUCCCACCUGGUGACGGUCCCUCCAGGACCCAGUCUGGCUGAUGCGCUGCUCUCCUCUCCCAUCUUGGCCGGGGAAGGAGGCGCUAUGAUGGGUCUUGGUGCCAGUGACUUUGAGUUUGGUGUGGAUCCCAGUGCAGAUCCAGAACUUGCCUUGGCCCUGCGUGUUUCAAUGGAGGAACAGCGACAGAGGCAGGAGGAAGAGACCCGCAGAGCUGCUGCCUCUGAAGUGGAUGCAGGCAUGCCCACACCCAGUGCAGAUGAAUCAGAGGAAGCCUUAUUGAAGAUGACGGUGUCUCAGCCUGAGAGUGCUGCAGCAGUGCUUCCUGACUUCAGCAGCAUGACGGAGGAGGAGCAGAUAGCCUACGCCAUGCAGAUGUCCCUUGCCGGAGGAGAGUAUGGAGAAAUGGACACAGCUACACCCAUGGACACUGGAGAAUCAGCCAAGGAGGAAGAUGACUAUGAUGUGAUGCAAGACCCGGAGUUCCUUCAGAGCGUCUUGGAGAACCUGCCUGGCGUCGACCCGAACAACGAGGCCAUUCGCAACGCCAUGGGCUCCCUGGCCUCCCAGACCGGAAAAAAGCCAGAAGGCAAAAAGGAUGAAGAGAAGAAGAAGAAGUGAGGUGCAAACGAGAUGGACACAGACUUCAGACACUGAAUAGAAAAUAAACAAACAAACUAAUGCAGGAUUAUUUUAUUAUACCUUAAUAUUGCUGAUGCAUUGUCAUGAGAGACAUCGUUCUGACAUUUAAUAUCGGUUUCUGUCAGACACUCAAAAGCACCAACAUAACAGUAACAAAGAGAAAUCCUUGAAUGACUAUUUAGUGUUAAAUCUGAAUGACCUGUAGCAUAAAUUUAUAUCAUUCUAAAAAUGUGAUAUAGGCCUCCUCUCAAAUUGCCUUGCUCUACAUGGUAUAAUUGACCUACCAGAAGAGCAAGAAUGUGUCAUGACAGGCCUGUAAACAUCUAGCAACGCUCUGUCAUGUGUGUUUUUGCAAUAAAAUCAUUGUGUAAAUGCUG
This is a messenger RNA of Pseudoliparis swirei, 1555 nucleotides long. RefSeq names its product 26S proteasome non-ATPase regulatory subunit 4-like. Gene Ontology annotation, molecular function: polyubiquitin modification-dependent protein binding. The transcript is spliced from 10 exons. The record is from RefSeq and is a predicted model, not a curated record. The coding region runs from base 39 to 1157 and encodes 372 amino acids. Gene Ontology annotation, biological process: proteasome-mediated ubiquitin-dependent protein catabolic process. NCBI's taxonomy places the organism in Eukaryota, Metazoa, Chordata, Actinopteri, Perciformes, Liparidae. Gene Ontology annotation, cellular component: nucleus; proteasome regulatory particle, base subcomplex; cytosol.